UCUUGGGCGGUUAGAAGAAUGGAAAUGGGAGUUGUAUUUUUCUAAAUAUUUUGCGACCCAGAUGUUUGUGGUCUGACGGAACACUUUCGGGGACAAAACUUCUAGCGUUAGAGAGUCAGGAAGGUACUGAUCAGAGGAACAAAUAACUAUUAAAAAAUAUACAUUCAUUGUCCUAAUGUUGUCAGUUGCUAAAUGCAUAUUUUUCUCAAUUAUUCCGUGAUUUCAAACAGAGUAAGGAUCCAGGAUCAGGGCAGGCAGGGGACCUGGAUGUGCAGCCAAGCCCACCAAGGAUGCACUGAGCUGGGGAACAUCUGCUGAGGCCUCCCCCUAGCACUGCCAUGGCAUCUGACCCUUCACCCCCAAACCCCGCCCCUCUGGGCUCCCAGGUCCACGCAGCCGCCGUCAAUGGAGACCGGAGCGUCCUCCUCAGAAUCAUCACAGUGGAUCCCUCCCUGCGUGACCGUGAGGACCAGUUUGGGCGUACCCCACUGAUGUACUGUGUCCUGGCUGACCGUCUGGACUGUGCUGAGACACUGCUGAAGACGGGAGCCUCUGUUAACAAGACUGACCAUAGCCAACGUACUGCCCUGCACCUGGCAGCACAGAAGGGGAACGUGCGGUUUCUGAAGCUGCUCCUGUCGCGUCGUGCUGAUUUGCUGCAGAAGGAUCUAGAGGAGGUAACACCCCUCCACCUGGCGACCCGUCACCCCUCCCCCAAACCCCUGGCCUUGCUGCUCAAACACAUAGGACCUGGAGAGGUGGAUACACAGGACAAGAACAAGCAGACUGCGCUCCACUGGUCAGCGUUCUAUAACAGGCCAGAGCACGUCAGACUGCUCAUCAAACACGACUCCAACAUUGGCAUCCCAGACAGUGAGGGCAAGAUCCCCCUACACUGGGCUGCACACAGCCAGGAGCACACCGCUAUACACACCGUCCGCUGCAUACUGGAGGCGGCUCCUACCGAGUCUCUGUUGAACUGGCAGGACUAUGAGGGGCGCACGCCUUUGCACUUUGCUGUUGCCGACGGCAACGAGGCAGUGGUGGAGGUGCUGACAUCGUAUGAAGGCUGCAGCGUCACGGCGUACGACAACCUGUUCAGAACCCCGCUGCACUGGGCUGCACUGCUGGGACAUGCCAAGAUAGUGCACUUGUUGUUGGAGAGGAACACGUCAGGCACCAUCCCCUCAGACAGCCAUGGGGCCACACCUCUACACUAUGGAGCUCAGAGCAACUACGCUGAGACGGUGGGUGUGUUUCUGUCCCACCCCUCUGUGAAAGACGAGCCAGAUCUGGAGGGCCGCACAGCGUUCAUGUGGGCUGCUGGGAAAGGAAGCGAUGAUGUCAUACGCACCAUGCUGACACUCACGCCUCACAUCGACAUCAACAUGGCCGACAAGUACGGAGGCACUGCGCUGCAUGCGGCCUCUCUGUCAGGUCAUGUGAGUACAGUGAGGUUGCUGUUGGAGAGAGGAGCCAUAGUGGACAGUCUAGACGUAAUGAAACACACGCCUCUGUUCAGAGCCUGUGAGAUGGGACACCGCCACAUCAUCCUCACACUUAUCAAAGGCUCUGCUCGUGUCCACCUGGUGGAUCUAGAUGGACACACUGCUCUGCACUGGGCGGCUCUGGGGGGGAACGCUGAAGUCUGCCAGUUGCUGAUGGAGAAUGGGAUCAGUCCUAACGUCCAGGACCAGGCAGGCAGGACUCCUCUCCAGUGUGCUGCUUAUGGAGGGUACAUCACCUGUAUGGCUGUACUACUCAUGGAGAACAACGCUGACCCUAAUAUACAGGACAAAGAGGGCAGGACAGCUCUCCACUGGUCUUGUAACAAUGGCUAUCUGGAUGCUGUGAAGCUGCUGCUGAACUCUAAUGCCUUCCCCAACCACAUGGAACACAACGAGGAGAGGUACACCCCCCUGGACUACACCCUCCUAGGGGAACACAGUGAGGUGACUCAGUACAUGUUGGAGCAUGGAGCUCUGUCUAUAGCGGCCAUCCAGGACAUCGCUGCUGCUUCCAUCCAGGCCCUGUAUAAAGGAUACACCGUCCGCAAGGCCUUCACCGAGAGGAAACAACUACUGAUGAGACACGAACAGCUACGCAAGGACGCAGCCAAGAAACGCGAGGAGGAGCAGCGGAGGCGGGAGGCGGAGCAGCAAAUCUCAUUGGCCAGAACAGAGAAACAGAGGAUGUUAUUGGCCCGUGCUGAGCAGGAGCAGCAGUCAUUGGCUGAGACUAUGAAGGAACUGUCAGUGUAUGAGAGAGAGGCAGGGGGCGGGGCUAAUACAGCCUCCAAAGCAGAACAGACCAAUAGCAAAGAGGAGACACGGAAACAUAGAGCACAUAGAAGCAGACCCUCCAGGAGAGGGAAGGAGGCACAGCCAGCCAAAGGCCCUGACCCCGUGGUGACCCCUCACCCCUCAGUGACCUCUGACACCAUGCCCCCUGCCCAGGGGUAUAGGGUCAGGGAGCGUCUCUCUCCUGCAGGCUGUAGCCGACCCCCCAGCCCAAAACACAGACCCCCCACCACACCCAGGACCAAGAGACUCACCUCUGCAAACACACACACUCCUUCCAACACACACACUCCCUCCAACACACACACUCCUUCCAAAACACACACUACCUCCAACACACACACUCCUCCCAAGACACACACUCCAUCCAACACACACACUCCUUCCAAAACACACACUCCUUCCCACAUACACACUCCAUCCAACACAGACACGUCUACUCGCCUCACCAUGGAUCAAGAAGCCCCCAGCACCAGGGAACGCACCCCUAGAAGCAAGAGAGACACACACACCAACACACACAACCCCAGACACAGAACACGCCCUGCCACAGACCAUACCACCUCCUCCAGCAAGAACCACACUAAAGCCUCCACACAGUCACACCGCCCCAGCAGCAAGCCCAGGGAGGGGGACAGAGACCAGGCUGCCUGCACUAUCCAACGAGCCUGGAGGAGGUUCCAUGUGCGAGGCAGAUUGAGGGAGGCUUUUGGUGCUGGGAAAAGAGUGGAGCCACCUGAGGUCGCCUCCCUCCUGAUCCAGCUGCUCUGGGAUAGGCCGGCUUUCCCUGGUCACACCCCUAUUAGGACCAAACCUGAGGCCAGAGUUCCAACCACCAAGACAGUAGCCAAGAGCUCAGUGCUGCAAAGCAUCUAUGGAGGUUCUGUGGCCCGAAGGGGGCGCUCUCUCGGGGGUUCUCAGUCUCAGAUACUACUGGACCUGUCACUACGCACACACAGCCAGCUGAGCAGUGUGGAGUGUGUGCACCUGUGUGAUGCAGUGGGGCAGGCCAGGCAGUACUCCUACCACCUCAGACCCCACAGCGCUGGACAGGGCCGGGGGAAACACUGACGACUACACACACACCCUGCAUGUGUACUUCGUGGCUCAGUUGGUAGAGCAUGGCGCUUCUAAUGCUAAAGUACUGGGUUCGAUUCCCAGGACCAGCCAUAUGUAAAAUUUAUGUACGCGUUGCUUUGGAUAUAAGCAUCUGCUAAAUGGCACACACAUAUAUAUGUGUGUUGUCUUGAAAUUACUUACCCACCUUAUCAUGGUGGAGUUAUUGGCCAGAUUGUAAACAGAGCAUCUAUAUACUGACAAGAGGUGGGCCCCAAUGGUGUAACUAUAGGAAUAUUCCUCUACAGAGGUGGGAACUUUUUAGCCAAUAAUGCUGAUAUAACGGACUUCUCAGAGAUGCCAUAGUUGUAAUAACCUAAAUAUUACAAAAUGUAUAUUAGGUCAAAUAAGCCUCACGUAUCAAUUGGACCACCAUAUACAAAAUCCCCAAUUGGUCUGUGUCAUGCUGUAUUUUCAGGCAGAGUAAUCCCUCUUGCAUAGCCUCUUCCUCUCAGAUUGUACUCUCUGUGCCCAGUAUUAACCAUGGAGGAGUUCUUGGCCUGAUUGUUUAUACUACUGGACACAGGAAGAGAGGACACAUUUAUGAGACCUCACAGGGCACAGUUAAGUCAACCAACAUGGUAUGUGUGCAAGAUAAUUUCAACCAUACAGAAAAUGAACACAUACACACAGAGAGAUAACCUUUCCUCCCAUGUGGAGAAUGAGGCAGUCUGUCAACAGCCGGUCAUACAGCCAGCCCACCUGCAGACGCUGACACACACGCCUGCUUGCAGACACACACGCUUCCCGUCAGCCAUAACACUUGUACUAGGUUGUAGUCAACUCUACCUCAGUAUCUACCUGAGCAGGUUCCCACAGGCAUGCUUGCCCCUCCCACUUUCCCCCCUCAGCCAUAAUAGUAGGUACACAGAUGUGCACAAGGUCAUUUAGGUCCAGAGGGUACACGUGUAUCUGUGCUUUCUCUGUAGGACUCUGUGGAGGGGGGUAUAUUUAUGCAUUUUAUACACACUCUGUUACUCUUUAAUUGUAUAUUAUACACCACUUCCUGCCUUAAAGAGAUAGUUGACUUAAAGUUAGCCAGAUGUUUGUGGCACCUCAUCAAGGGGAACUGUCACUUAAGAUAGAAACUGCAUUUCAGUGUCGAUGCUGUUCACUCUGAUGCACUACUGUUGAAACACUAUCAGAUGUCAAGGCUUUACAUUUAUGAAUGAAUACCAACCUCAAUGUUAAUGUCCAUGUUUUUCUACUCUUUUAGAAAACUUCUCAAAUAAAUACAUUGAGUUUCAGU
This is a messenger RNA of Oncorhynchus mykiss (rainbow trout), 4665 nucleotides long. RefSeq names its product inversin. Gene Ontology annotation, molecular function: protein binding. The record is from RefSeq and is a predicted model, not a curated record. Lineage: Eukaryota; Metazoa; Chordata; Actinopteri; Salmoniformes; Salmonidae.